Bacillus rossius redtenbacheri is the source of this 5776-nucleotide messenger RNA. RefSeq lists its product as uncharacterized. The transcript has 8 exons. The record is from RefSeq and is a predicted model, not a curated record. Bases 65 to 1333 code for a protein of 422 amino acids. Gene Ontology annotation, molecular function: protein binding. Lineage: Eukaryota; Metazoa; Arthropoda; Insecta; Phasmatodea; Bacillidae.
UCCGGCGAGAGAGGUUGUCCUCGCGCGCUCCGUCCACCGCUGCGACCCUCACCUAUCUGCAGGGAUGACCAAGCAAGCCCCGCUGACGGCGCUGCUGCUGGCCUCGGCGCUCGUGCCGUGGACAACCCUGGCCGACGCCUCCCUGGCGGGGGUGUCGCACCUGACGGCCGAGCCGGACUUCCGGGAGGUGACGCUGCGCUGGGAGAGCGACGGUCGCGCCAUCCCUCAGCUGCGCGGCUUCGAGGUGCACUACUGCGAGCUGCUGGCCUGGGGCCCGACCCGCUGCCGCGCCAAGACGGUGGACGCCGGCAGCGGACGCGACGUGGUGUCGGAGGACCGCAAGGCGAGGGCCUACGCGGCGGUGGUGGGCGACCUGCGCCUGGCCACCAACUACAGCUUCGAGGUGCGGCCCCUGGCCAGGAGGGGAGGCUGGCAGUCGGAGCCACAGCAGGACAAGGCGCUCAGCAAGGCCCUCGUGGUCGCCACCAAGGGCUUCUCGGCCAAGGCGACCCAGUGCCUGCCGCGCGCCAGCGAGGUGGAGGUGCUGACGGGCCCGCACUUCGGCGGCCGCAUCGCCGUGGAGGCCAGCGGCGGCGACGAGCGCUGCGCCGUGGACGGAGACCCGCGGAGCGCGCGCGACACCUACCUGCUGCGCAUCGACCACGAGGCGUGCGGCGCGCACGUCAACGAGACGGCCGUGGCCGCCUUCGUGCUGGUGCAGGAGAGCCUCACCAUCCUCACGCACAGCACGCGGCGCUUCCUCGUGCUGUGCACCUUCCAGCCGGAGACGCUGACCGUGCGCGCCGGCAUCAACAUGCCAGGGGCGCGCCGCAGACCCGAGUUGGACGGCAACCAGCUGGGGCCGGACGACGCCGCGCCGCCCUUCGACGGCGACCUCGAGUCGGCCAACGACGUGCAGGUGUCCCGCCUGCAGCGCCACCAGCAGGUCGUCGAGCUGCCGCUCAGCUACGUGUCGCGAGAUCAGUCGACGGCCCAGGUGGUGGUCAUGACGUUCCUCGUGAUAGCUGUGGUGAUGGGCUGCGUCGCCGCUGCGUGGUGGUUCGUCCCAGGCGUGCACAGCCACCUGGCAGCGCGGCGCGCGGCGGCCUACGACCCGGCCUCGCCGGCCUCGUCCACGUACGAGAACUUCCAGAACUCGCUCCGCGACUCGCCGUGCUGCAGCGAGCUGGUGCUGGACGCCGCCUCGCUGGAGGCGGGGGACUUCGAGGGCGGGGGCGGCUGCCUCGCCGAGUGCGCCAACGCCAACGUCGUCGUCGUCGGCGGCGGCGGGCCGUGCGUCACCUUGGAGCGCGCCUCGCAGUCGGAGGCCUGAACCUCCGCCAAACCCUCGCGGCGGACCGAGUAUAGUCUGCUCCGCCCCGCGGCGGACCGGGUAUAGUCUGCCCCGCUCCGUGGCGGACCGAGUAUAGUCCGCCCGCCCUGCGGCGGACCGGUUAUAGUCUGCACCGCCCCACGGCGGACCGGGUAUAGUCUGUUCGCCCCGUGGCGGACCGAGUAUAGUCUGCCCCGCCCCGCGGCGGACUGAGUAUCGUCUGCACCGCUCCGUGGCGGACCGAGUAUAGUCCACCCGCCCUGCGGCGGACCGGGUAUAGUCUGCACCGCCCCGCGGCGGAUCGAGUAUAGUCUGCACCGCCCCGCGGCGGACCGAGUAUACGGUCGCACACCUUCGCCAGAAUGACCACAAGACAAUCGCCGUCACACACCAGGGCCUGCGAGGGGGGGAGGGGCAGUGGCGCAGCAAGGUCGUCACCACCCUUCUUUUCAAGAACUGAAGUUAUUUAAAUAAUCAAAAAAUUAGACACGUCUCGCUCGGGUACAAACUGCAGGGACAGUCUUACGUGGAGAGAAACGCUCCCUCUCUUCCUCUUCACUAAAUUAAAAAAGUUCCAAUGCACACUAUCUUGCCUUUUGAGGUUAGUUAAUUUAUUGAUGAUUGAACUAUUUUUAAUAAUAUUUAUUGAAAUUUUGUGCGCUGAGCUAAUUUUUAAUAAUUAUUUUGUUUAUUUCGUCACCCUCCCCUGCAAUCCCCUGCCACACCUCCGGCACGGCACCAUAGGAAUUGGGUUGAUGAGAGGGUUGGAGGAAGGAUAAUGGGGUUGAGUCUGGAGAUUUAUUUUUUAAUUGGGUGAAAAGUCCAAGUCUAUUGCUAAUAAAAUUCACAAGAAACAUUACAAGCGAAGCAGUGGCGUAGCGUGCCAUCUCGGCGCCUGGGGCGGGAGACCCAUUUUGCCGCCCCCAUUCUAUAGGUGCUUAAUAAAAUUAAAUUUUACAUGCAAUGAGGUACCUUCUAUUGAAGUUAAAAUAGGAUGAGCGGUUUUACAAGCGGAUUCUACGGGCCUUAUGAGCAGCGAAGUCAGAAAUAACUUUGUCAAAAUCAAUAUUAGCAGCCAAUUCUUGUUCAAUCGACAAUAUAGCCAAGUUUGAUAGUCUAGCGGAGCUCAUAGUAGAUCUGAGGUAAUUUUUUAUUAACUUCAACCUCGAAAAACUUCUCUCACACUUGCAACACUAAUCGCCAAAGUCAAAUAUAUACGAAUCAAGAUGACUAUAUUUGGAACCGAAAUUCCGAGAUUCAGUUUUUGAAUGAACUGGAGGAGCUCCAGUGGUCCUUUACCACUUAUUUCUUCCUCUGAUUCAGAACAGGCAACAACAACAAACUGCUGAGUGCGAAAGAGAGGCAUCGACACGGGCCGACGCGUGAAACAAAAGAUUUUGUAUGAGUAAUUAACAUAAUAAGGAGUGCCGCUCAACUCGGCUGCGCGCGGCGGGCGGCGCGGCGUGAUGCGAUGUUGCCGUUCGUAUGUAAACAAACAAACGUUAUAAAGAGCUCUGUCAGUGAUUUCGCAGUUUUUCUUUUAAAUAAAUAUUAAAAAAUAGUUGGUGCGCAAAAUUGUAGAUAAAAAUGGAACAUUAUAGUGUGUCUGACACAUGUAAUGAAUGAAUCAUAGAUCAGAUCUCAACCCGCUUCACCGGCGACCCGCCCCCGCGGGCUGCCGCCCGGGGCGGGCCGCCCCCUCCGCCCCACCCACGCUACGCCACUGAAGCGAAGUUAUGAUCAAGUUAACAAUUAUGGGAACAGUAAAAUUUACAGUCUUUUUUUUUAUUGUGGGGUUUGCAAAGUUUUACAUUAUUAGGCAAUGGGGAAAAGGAUUAGGAAAGGAUGGGGGGAUGUUGGAAAAAAUUAUUUGCCCUCGGGCCCCUUAGAUGCUCUCGACGGUCCUUCAUCACACAAGGCACUUAUCGAGACCGCAAAAAACGUAAGCACGCAAAAAACACUCCUAAACAUCUGUUGAAACGAUCAGGUUCCUGACGUUGCGGACAAGGAAAAUUUACAACAAUUACGGGCACUUCAUAAUUUUCAUGAGCAUGACAACAACCACGAAGCCAAGAAGUCGUUUGCAUCUUUCAGCCAAGAAAGCCUAAGAUCUACCCGUUUGUAAAUUAUGGAAGAUUAAAAUAAAACACAACGCGAGCAUCGGUUAUCUUUUAACUUCUUGCAUUUUGGCUCGUGUUUCCAACUUCCAUAUUCGACAAUAAGUGUUCGGAAAAAACUUUUUUAAAAAUUCAGACAUUUUGUGUUUAGAUGGCUGCGGUCAUCUUUUUAACAGAAGAAUUAAGUUUCUUUUUCUUCAGUUUUUAAACUAACGCACAGUGAACGAUAAUGACGCUUCCAAUAAAAGUACUAAAAAUUGUACUCGUUUCAUGUUUAUAAAACUAAAAUUGUUUUUUUUGUAAAUGGAACUGACAUAAUCAUAUAAAAUUACAGUUAUCUGUAAAUUUGUACAUUCAAAUGAAACAAAUGUAUUGCUAAAAUUAAAAACAACAAAAAAACAGGGUUUGCAGUAAUAAUGCCUUUGAAUACUUGCCUGGGCAUGUGUAUUGUCCCAGUAUCUACAUUAGUUAAAAGUUAUUGGUAAACCAUUUCUUGGAUAGCCCUCCCAAUAUUAACUGAGCACAUUUAUAAGCAUAAUAAAACAAAAUAAAGUCUAAUAGUUGAAUAUUUGAUUAUUUUUUCAAUGGUUAAAAAUAUUAUGCAUCUAUAAAAUAAUCAAAAACUUAAAUUAUGCACCAAUUUUGGCAAGCUUAGCAAGAAAUAUUAAGUAUUGAUGCUAAAAACAUAUUUCGUACAUGAAAAACUAACCAAAGCUAAUUUUAGUUCAAAUUUACAGUUUUUAGUCUUGGUAGUAUUACAAACUAUUUCUUGGCAACUGGUUUCCAAAGGAAUCUUUUUAAAACGUACAAUCAAGUUGUAGGGCUGAUGACUUCUUGCGACCUGCGUGUUUCAUUGAGAGUUUGCAUCCUUGCGCUCUUGCAGACUUUACGAACACACCCUAGAUCUGACAUGAUUUUUAAUCAAUGAAAUUAGGGUAAAGUAAUGUUGAGCAAACGAGCCGUUGCUGACUGGUAAAUCAGUGGGAUUCACAUACUUAAGGACUCGGGACUACUGCUAUUCAACUAUUAUGACGACAGCCGUUUAAGUCUCAUUGCAAAAUUUUACUGUCAAAUAAGUGCAACAGUUAAAAUGUCAGCCAUGUAUCUACAAUUGAAACUUUUUGUUUUAUUAAUUGUGUCGUGGUCAAUUAGUCAAUUACUUAAGUUUUUAAAUUACCUUUUCUUGGCUACCAUAAAAGAUUUAUUGUUAACUACGAUGCACUUAACAUUUUUGACCUGGCAACCUAUACUCUUCUCCCCAAUACUAAGAACCAGGAUCGCUCAGUAGACAAACUGCAAGGCAUAUAACACACAUUAAAUAGCAUAUAUGUAUAUACAAAACAAUAACCUUUCACAAUGAUUAUAGGUACUUAUGGAGUUCCAUAUAUUAAUUCUGGUUCUGGAACAAAAAAUAAAUUAAAAUACGUCAUAGUUUUUUUUGCAAAAUAUGGGCCUUUUUUCUUAGAUUUGAAAUCCCCACGUUGCACCAAAUUAUUAGAUACUGUGACUACAAAUGUUUGUUAAGGAAGAAAUACAAUAGCCCGUCACCUCCGUCCAUUGAUCAGGUGACCUGCAGACAACUGGUUGUCCUGAAAAAUUCUAUCCCUCAAAAUCUCUGCAAGCUCUAACUUUUGACGGACAGACGAAUGGAUUAUAAUUACGGUUUUGGUCAAGGCAGUCAACUGUUAACAAAACACAGGACUGUGGUGCUUGUACAGGUCGUUCAGAUGUUUUGUAUAGUAGUAACAUUCCGGUUCUUAAAACUCAUGUGGAAACCAUUUAAUUACAACUCUGAAUUUUUUUCAGCAACGCUAAACGCACAAAAACACGACAUAAAUAGCAAACUACAGUCACAUGAAUGUCCGAGAGGAAAACAUGUAUUGUUCGCAGUAUGUACUCAUUUGGGACAAUAUUCUGCAGGGCGGAUGAUGUCGAGUUGUAAAUCACUUGGCUAGAAGCGUGGCGUUGACGGGCGGAAUGACGGAGCCAUCAGGCUAUUGUAAUUGUGCCCUUAUGCAACCAUGCUAGCGACUCGUCCUUUCUCGAAAGGCUGCAUCAGUAAUCAUGCUACAAGGAACCUGGCAACUGUUCGGAAAGUCAACAAAAAAAUAGGCCUAACAUCCUUUAUGAUACACUUUUCCAGGAUCUUUAAGGCUAAAGGUCCUAUAAGGAGGUAUUGGGAAACAACAAAUAUCUCCCAUUUACAUGUAUUUAUUGUUUGUGUUUGUUAUAUAUUUCAGCACAAUGUUUCCUUUGUGAUUUGUUGUGUCUGUACACACUGAGCGUCAACUACUUAAUAAAUAAUCACAAAUUUCUGUGUGUGUAA